Molecule: messenger RNA, 1695 nt
Organism: Otolemur garnettii (small-eared galago)
Lineage: Eukaryota; Metazoa; Chordata; Mammalia; Primates; Galagidae
Product: zinc finger protein 383
Exons: 6
Coding region: 250-1677 (475 amino acids)
Biological process (GO): regulation of DNA-templated transcription
Source: RefSeq, a predicted model, not a curated record
CAGAGUGCCCCGCGAGAACAGGGCAGCCCCUUCAUUUGCCUGCGGGACCCUUGGCCUCUGGGGAAGGGAAAGUGCGCGGUGAGCGGCCUAGGUCUUGGGGGCUCGACUAGACGCCUCGGGUGUGUAUCUGGAGAUCUGCUCUUCUUUGAGAGGUGCCCAUAGGAAGAAAGAGGAAUGGCUGUUGACCAAGCCAAAUACAAGGAGAACAACCCUGAGGAAGACUGAUCAUCUCCUGCAACAUUGAAAGCCAUGGCCAAGGGAACAGUGGUGUUCAGUGAUGUGUCUGUAGACUUCUCUCAGGAGGAGUGGGAGUGCCUGGACCCUGUUCAGAGGGACUUGUACAGAGAAGUGAUGUUGGAGAAUUACAGCAAUCUAGUUUCAGUGGGACCUUACAUUCCUAAGCCUCAAGUGAUCUCCUUAUUGGAACAAGGGAAAGAGCCCUGGAUGGUUGGCAGAGAGCUUACAAGAGGUCUGUGUUCAGAUCUGGAAUCAAUGUGUGAAACCAAGUUAUUGUCUCUAAAGAAGGAAGUAUAUGAAAUAGAAUCAUGCCAGAGGGAAAUGAUGGGACUUACAAAGCAUGGCUUUGAGUAUUCCAGUUUUAGAGAUGUUUUGCAUUAUAGAAGCCACUUUGCAAGACAACUGGGAUAUCAAAAUGAGCAUUUCAGUCAAGAAAUAUUCAGUCAUGAAUACAUGCCCACAUUCAUUCAACAGACAUAUCUUACUCUGCAUCAAAUAAUUAAUAAUGAACAGAGACCCUAUGAAUGUAAGAAAUGUGGAAAGGCCUUCAGUCAGAAUUCACACUUCAUUCAACAUCAGAGAAUUCAUAUUGGUGAAAAAUCUUAUGAAUGUAAGCAAUGUGGGAAAUUCUUUAGUUGUGGUUCACAUGUUACUCGUCAUCUGAAAAUUCAUACUGGCGAAAAACCCUUUGAAUGUAAAGAAUGUGGAAAGGCCUUCAGUUGUAGCUCAUACCUUUCUCAACAUCAGAGAAUCCAUACUGGUAAGAAACCCUAUGAAUGUAAGGAAUGCGGGAAGGCCUUUAGUUACUGUUCAAAUCUUAUUGACCAUCAACGAAUUCACACUGGUGAAAAACCCUAUGAAUGUAAAGUAUGUGGGAAAGCCUUUACUAAGAGUUCACAACUUUUUCAACAUGUGCGAAUUCAUACUGGUGAGAAACCCUACGAAUGUAAGGAAUGUGGUAAAGCCUUUACUCAGAGUUCAAAGCUUGUUCAGCAUCAGAGAAUUCAUACUGGUGAGAAACCUUAUGAAUGCAAAGAAUGUGGCAAAGCCUUUAGUAGUGGCUCAGCACUUACUAAUCAUCAGAGAAUUCACACUGGUGAAAAACCCUAUGAUUGUAAGGAAUGUGGGAAAGCUUUUACUCAGAGUUCACAGCUUCGUCAACAUCAGAGAAUUCAUGCUGGUGAGAAACCCUUUGAAUGUCUUGAAUGUGGAAAGGCCUUUACUCAGAACUCACAACUUUUUCAACAUCAGAGAAUUCAUACAGAUGAAAAACCAUAUGAAUGUAGCGAAUGUGGAAAGGCCUUUAAUAAAUGCUCAAACCUUACUCGACAUCAGAGAAUUCAUACAGGGGAAAAGCCCUUUAACUGUAAGGAAUGUGGGAAGGCAUUUAGUAGUGGCUCAGAUCUCAUUCGUCAUCAGGGAAUUCAUAAUAAUGAAUAAUAAAUGUUAAAACUCUUG